CAUCCGAGUCCAUUUUGGCCGGGUGUGUUAUUUGUCAGAUGAAAGUCGUGGGCGGAGGGGCGACGUCGAGGUGCAAAGUACUGAGCCGGGGACUUUGAGUUGCGUGCCAGCGGGUUGCUGUGUCACAUGACUCUUUGCCAGGGAUCCGGCGACUGCCAGGCGCCACGUCAUGCAUGAGCACUCAAUGGCAUCUCGCUUUGGUGACAACCGCAAGUCCGUCCUCGGCGACCUCACCAUCCUCACCGGCGGCCAGGUUGUCACCAACGAGCUCGACAUGAAGCUCGAGCAGCUCACCCCCGACAUGCUUGGCUCUUUCGGGUCCAUCACCAUCACGAAGGAGGACACCAUUGUCCUCAACGGCGAGGGCUCCAAGGAUGCUAUCCAGCAGCGCUGCGAACAGAUCCGCUCCCUCAUUGUGGAGCCCACGACAAGUGAGUAUGACCGUACUAAGCUCCAGAAGCACCUCGCGAAGCUCUCGGGCGGUGUCGCGGUCAUCAAGGUUGGUGGCUCUUCCGAGGUCGAGGAGGGUAUCCUCCCCGGCGGUGGUGUCGCUCUCCUCAAGGCAUCCCUCGCCCUCACCAGCAAAGCUCCUGGCUCGCAGGCGACGGCCUCGCCCGACGUCAAGCCCAUCCCGACCGCCAACUUCGACCAGGACCUCGGUGUGUCCAUCAUCAAGCGCGCGCUCUCGCACCCCGCACGGACCAUCCUCAAGAACGCGGGCGAGGAAAGCUCUGUCCUCGUCGGCACCAUGAUCCAGCAGUACGGCGCGGAGGACAAGUUCGCUUGGGGCUAUGACGCGAGCAAGGGUGAGUGGGUGGACAUGAUCAAGGGCGGUAUCGUCGAUCCCCUCAAGGUCGUUCGUACCGCGCUUGUCGACGCGGCCGGUGUUGCGAGCUUACUCACCACAAGCGAGGCGUGCGUCGUCGAGGCUCCGGAAGAGAAGGCUCCUGCGGCACCGGGCGACGGUAUGGGCGGCAUGGGCUUCUGA
Messenger RNA from Rhodofomes roseus, 988 nucleotides. RefSeq names its product chaperonin Cpn60/TCP-1 family. Bases 170 to 988 code for a protein of 272 amino acids. The transcript has 2 exons. Gene Ontology annotation, cellular component: mitochondrial matrix; mitochondrial inner membrane. Gene Ontology annotation, molecular function: ATP-dependent protein folding chaperone; ATP binding; protein-folding chaperone binding. Gene Ontology annotation, biological process: protein refolding; apoptotic mitochondrial changes; protein import into mitochondrial intermembrane space. The record is from RefSeq and is a predicted model, not a curated record. NCBI's taxonomy places the organism in Eukaryota, Fungi, Basidiomycota, Agaricomycetes, Polyporales, Fomitopsidaceae.